Gloeophyllum trabeum ATCC 11539 is the source of this 734-nucleotide messenger RNA. Its product is annotated as Phox-like protein. Gene Ontology annotation, cellular component: endosome. The record is from RefSeq and is a predicted model, not a curated record. The coding region runs from base 76 to 708 and encodes 210 amino acids. Lineage: Eukaryota; Fungi; Basidiomycota; Agaricomycetes; Gloeophyllales; Gloeophyllaceae. The transcript has 5 exons. Gene Ontology annotation, molecular function: phosphatidylinositol-3-phosphate binding.
UUGGCCUGCUUGCUUAUAAUUGUCCUUUGGACCCCCCACGUUCCUUUCUUUGCUCUGUUUGUGUUCUCUGGUCUCAUGGCUCCUUCGACCGUUCAUCACGCCGACUCGAUGCCCGAUCUCCGAGCGCAGCCUGUCCGUGAUAGCGCCAGCCAUCCGUUCAAGAAUAGCCGAAGUCUUUUGGUCCUGAUACCGAACAAAAUAGACGUCGAAGAGGAGUCCAGAUUAUAUGACGAGCUUUGCGACGUCCCCGUACGCCCACCCGCUUACUCUUCCCCUCCCGAGUCACCGCUACAACGGCGUCCGCGGCCUCCUUCAGUAUUUUCGAACGACAUAUGGUUGGAAGAUCAUGUGGGAGAGAACAUGGCGUUCGCAAGGGACGUGAAGAUCAGUGGCUGGACAAGCGUUGGCGACAAAUUAGGCGGCGCGUAUGUCGUGUAUGAUUGUGUUAUCAAAACUAAGGAGGGCACCGUAAUCCACGCACACAAGCGCUUUUCAGAUUUUGAAAAGCUCUACACCAACCUCCUCCUCACCCUCCCCCGCAACCUCCACCACCUUGUCCCGCAGCUCCCGCCGAAAUCCGCUCUCGCGAAGUACCGCCCGACGUUCCUUGAUAAGCGACGAAGACUACUAGAGCACUGGCUGGCCGCUGUUUUGCUGCAUCCCGAUAUUGGAGGCUGUAAAGCUGUCGGUAGAUGGGUUAUGGAGUAGUGUGUAGUGAACUUGCGUUAUCGGGA